GCAAAUCCUGCUAAGACAGAUCAGUGUCACCCACCAGGCCCAGACAAGUUUCAGGCUGUGCACACCGAAACCAUGGCCCAGGACAUGACUCUGCUGUGGGGCUCCGGCUCUCCUCCCUGCUGGAGGGUGAUGAUAGCCCUGGAGGAGAAGAACCUGCAGGGCUACGACCAGAAACUGCUCUCCUUCGAGAAAAUGGAGCACAAAUCUCAAGAAGUGAUAGAUAUGAAUCCCAGGGGACAGCUUCCCACUUUCAAACACGGAGACAACAUUGUGAAUGAAUCCUAUGCAGCCUGUUUUUAUCUAGAGAGCCAGUUUAAGUCUCAGGGGAACAAAUUGAUCCCAGAGAGCCCCACAGAGCAAGCCCUGACGUACCAACGUAUGUUUGAGGGAAACACCUUCUACGAAAAACUCAAUGCGGUCAUCUACUAUAAUUGGUUUGUCCCUGAAGGAGAGAGGCAUGACUCAGCUCUGAAGAGAAACAGGGAAACUCUUGCAGCUGAGCUUAAACUGUGGGAGGGUUACCUGCAGAAGCUGGGUUCUGGCGCUCACCUGGCAGGACCCCAUUUCUCACUGGCAGACGUGACUGUUUUUCCAACUGUUGCUACUCUUUUCAGAUUUGGGUUGUCUACAGAACGUUACCCUCAACUGGCUGAGUAUUACUCUCUGCUGAAGGAGCGGCCCAGCAUCAAAGCCAGCUGGCCUCCUCACUGGCUAGAGAAUCCACAGGGACAAGACACACUCAAAGACAUCUGAGCUGUACCCACACUUUACAAUCACAUCUAAAAAGUGCUUGCCACUGUUUAAAAUAGCGCUUCUAUUUUUCUGAUGUUUAAAAAUGAAGGAAAGCAUUUUUUUUUUUGUCAAACUAACUUUUUUAUUUGUUUUACAGAUAGUUUUUGUCAAUUAAGUAAAACUCACAAGUCAUUUAAGGCAACUGGUAUAUGUAGCAGGCAAAAUGUAAGUGGUAUUGUUUGUAUAGCAGCGCUUUGUUGCCUAGAUACAUGAGGUGGUGUAUCUGGUAUCAGUCUCCGUUGACUAAUUCAUGCACAAGUUACUACAACAACAGUUUUCAGUGCAUUUUCACCUCUUUGAGCCUAUCAAUAAAGUCAUGUCACUGCCUGAAUUAAA
Messenger RNA from Scomber scombrus (Atlantic mackerel), 1128 nucleotides. Its product is annotated as glutathione S-transferase A-like. The transcript is spliced from 6 exons. Gene Ontology annotation, molecular function: glutathione transferase activity. Gene Ontology annotation, biological process: glutathione metabolic process. Lineage: Eukaryota; Metazoa; Chordata; Actinopteri; Scombriformes; Scombridae. The coding region runs from base 73 to 753 and encodes 226 amino acids. The record is from RefSeq and is a predicted model, not a curated record.